Strongyloides ratti is the source of this 1821-nucleotide messenger RNA. Its product is annotated as RNA-binding protein 25. The record is from RefSeq and is a predicted model, not a curated record. Gene Ontology annotation, cellular component: spliceosomal complex. Bases 1 to 1821 code for a protein of 606 amino acids. NCBI's taxonomy places the organism in Eukaryota, Metazoa, Nematoda, Chromadorea, Rhabditida, Strongyloididae. The transcript has 3 exons. Gene Ontology annotation, biological process: regulation of alternative mRNA splicing, via spliceosome; mRNA processing. Gene Ontology annotation, molecular function: mRNA binding.
AUGAAUUCACAAGGUUUUGCCAAUAGACAAUUUUUUACAACAAAACCUAAGAAAGAGCAGAAGCCAUGUUAUUUUGCAGUAGGUGAAGUAUUGGAUUCACCUCAAGCUAAAGUUUUUGUGUCAGGAAUAACAAAACUAAUAAGUGAUGAAAUUUUAAAAAAGAUAUUUGAACAAUGUGGUGAAAUAUUUAAAUGGAAACGUACCGAAGGAGCUGAUGGAAAUUUACAAUCAUUUUUAUUUUGUGAAUAUGUUGAUGCACAGUCAUCUGUAAAAGCAGUAAAAUUUUUAAAUAAUUUUAAACUUGGUGAUAGAAGAUUAAUUGUAAAAAUGGAUGAUAAAACUAAGAAAAAUAUUAUUGAGUAUCUUAGGAAUUCUCAAAAACCUGAUGAUUUGAAACCAAUAAAAAUAAAUGAAGAUGGUCUUCCUAUUUUUGAUAAUGAUAGAAAGGCAAGAGAAGAAGUUGAAGAUAAUGUUGUAGCUAUUAUUAGGGGACAUUAUCCAGAAUUUAUAAAAAUGCCUUUAGCUGAGGAUAAUGAGAGUAGCAAAGAUGAUACACAUGAAGAUGUUUCAAGAGAAAAAAGAGAGGAAGAAUCUGUUUGUCGUGAUGAAGGUGAAAUGUCUGGAAGAGAAUCUGCAUUAUCAAAUUCUAAAAAGGACAGUGAACGCAGACAUGGAUAUGAUAGCUCUUCCCCGGAAUCAAAUCAAAGUAGUCCAGUUUCAACUAGUAAAAAAAAUAAAGAUAGUAGUCGACGUUCUAGAAGUUCUUCUAGAAAAAGGGAGGCUGAAGAUAGUGAUGAAGAAUAUGAAAGAAGGAAACUGAAACAAAUAAUGAAAGAAAAGGAAGAAGAGUAUCAAAAACGUUUAAGACGAUGGGAGGAAAGAGAGGAAAGGCAGGCUAAAGCAUAUAAAGCUGAAGAAAGAUUUAAUAUGGAAAUGAGUAAAAAAAAGAAGAAAAAUAUAAGUAAAAUGCUUAGAUUUUUGGAGGAUUACGAUGAUGAAAAAGACGAUGACAAGUAUUAUAAUGUACAUACAAUGAAUAAAAUUCGUAGAGAAUAUGAUAAACAAAAAGAUGGUGAUUUAAAGGAUAAGGAACGAGAGGAAAGAGAGAUUAAAGAAUUACGUAAAAUUGCCUCAUCUCAUUCUAAGACUACUAAUGAUUCAACAACUAUUUCUGAUGAUGAUAUGGAAGUCGACAAUCAUGAAGGAAAAUCUUCAAAAAAUUUAAUUGUUGAACAGGUAACACCUGAUUCAAGAGUUUCCCCUUCAAACGGUAGUUGUGAAAAUAAUGAUAACUCUACUUUAAGUGAUAAUGGAGAAAAAAAACCAGCUAUAUGCCUUAAUUUGAAUGUAAAUAAUAAAAGAGUACAAAAUGAAGCCUUUGAUAUCGCAGAUGAUGAGGAUGAUGACGGGCCAAAACUUGAAAUUAAAAAAAAAUUAAAAAUCUUUGAGGUGACGCAUGAAGAAAGAAUGCAAACUAUGACAGUUGAAGAAAAAGAAGUUCUAAUAAAAAGUAUUGUUAACAACAUUCCAAAAGAUAAAGAAGAAUUAUUUAAAACUCCAGUUUUGUGGGAACUAAUUGAUAAAGAUACUAUUGAAAAGAAAAUAAAACCUUAUGUAGAUACAAAAAUUCAAGAAUAUCUAGGAGACAAAGAAGAAAGUUUAACAGCAUUUAUUCUCGAAAAAAUUACUAACCAAUCAAAACCUGACGAUUUGCUUAAUGAUAUAAAACUUGUCCUUGAAGAGGAUGCAGAGGUAUUUACAAUAAAAUUAUGGAGACUAAUUAUUUAUGAAAUAGAAGCAAAAAAAAUUGGAAUUGUAUAA